UUUAGAGGCGUGGGAAGGUGCACGGAGAACAAGUGCACGAUAAUGAAAGAUAAGAGUUUUGAAGAAGGGUUAACUUGUUGAUAAGCAUACAUUUUUGAAGAUGAUUUGAGAGAGAAAGUUCCUUUCUAGAUUCCUCUCAGGAUGAGUGCCAACAGCUCCAGCCUGGUUGACGAUGCACAGCCCCUGCUCAUUCUUCCUCUGGCACUGGUCAUCUUCCUCACGGUGAUUGGAAACCUGCUGGUCAUCCUGGCUAUCGUUCGCACCCCUCUGCUCCACUCCACCACCAACGUCUUCAUCAUCUCCCUGGCCUUCGCGGAUCUCAUCAUGGGUUGUGUGGUCCAGCCUUUGGGCGCCAGCAUGGUGGUCAGCGGGAAAUGGCAUUUAGGUGACAAGUUUUGCGACUUUUGGACGUCCAUGGAUGUGCUUUGCGUCACGGCCAGCAUAGAGACGUUAUGCGUCAUCGCCAUUGAGCGCUAUGUUGCGGUCACAAGACCUUUUGAGCAUAAGGUCCUCCUUGGGAAGCGCAGAGCUGGCUACAUCGUCUGCACAGUGUGGAUGGUGGCGGCCCUAGUUUCCUUCGUGCCAAUCAUGAACCAUUAUUCUCGUGCAGAUUAUGAGGCCGCAAAUGAAUGUUACAAUAAAUCAGAAUGCUGUGAUUUCCAUACGAACAAGACCUACACCAUCUUCUCCUCGGUGGUGUCCUUCUACGUGCCCCUAGUUAUUAUGGUGUUUGUUUACGGGAAGGUGUUCGUCAUCGCGACCAGGCAGCUGAAACUCAUCGAUAAGGAUAGACUCCGCUUUCUGAGCACAAGCACAGAAGACUCUUGUGAAAAUCCAAGUGAAACGGUACGUAACUUGAGCCGGAGAUCAACGAGGCAUGUCGUGAAAGAACACAAGGCGCUCAAGACGCUGGGGAUUAUUAUGGGCAUCUUCAUUCUCUGUUGGCUGCCCUUCUUUUUCUUCAAUAUCAUCAAGGUUUUUGAUCCUCUAGUGCCAUCACGGGAUGUGUUCCUCCUGUUGAACUGGCUCGGCUACACCAACUCGGGCCUGAACCCAAUCAUCUACUGCCACAGUCCCGAGUACCGUAACGCCUUCCUCAAUCUUCUAGGGUUAAAACAGCUCAAGGGGUUAAAUCGCAACACAGUGCACAAACAUCUACGGACCCUCAGCUCAUGUAUCCAAAGCAACAGUUCUGUAAAAAUGGAUCGCUUAGGUCAUGAAGAUCCAUCUGCAAAGGGUGGGAACGUUUGCUCUGACACGUGUACAGUUUUCAAAGAACAAGAGAUGGAAACUCAGCCUCACAAUGACUCGAAUGUGGCACGGAUCAAUGUGGCAGAGAUGUUAAAGGGCCACUGAAGAUGGAAACAGAUCCUAUGCUUUUCAAGAGAAUUAACUGUACUCGAACGUCAUGCUUUUCAACUGGACCUUGACUGCAUUUCAUUUAAACCAUGUGCACAGCCAGAUCCUUGGGAAAAAUGAUAUCGAGAACAAACCGUGACAUAAAAAUGAUUACGCAGUGACAGCUUUUUGAACUAUAAACAAAAUGAAAUUGGAAGUUGUCGUAAACUGUCAAACCAUCAAAAAACAAAUCUGUUGUGUGGAUUUUUUUUUUCUUUUUCCAGUUCAAUCCAGAUUAAUUGGAAUGCAUAAUGCAUAUGAUUAAUGUCCAAAAUGUGAGUAAAAAUUUCCUUUGUUGAUUAAAUAAAUGAGAGAGUCACCUGCACAUUGGCCGGAAACAUAAUUAUGGAAUAGUACAACUGUGGUGUUUGUAGUGCUGCCCUUGAGUCAUAUAGUUAGAUCAGAUAUUUUCUUCAUCAUUGCAAAGAGCUCCAAAAAGUACAGAAUCUUGUUUCCGGCAUGAGAUAAAAAAAUAAAAAUAAAUAAAUAAAAAGGUUAUUGUGAUUUUUGUUUUCUCUCACAAUUCUGCAAAAUAUAAAUUUGGAAUUGCGAGAUAUAAACUAAGAAUUCAGAUUUUUAUUUAUUUUUUUCCUGAUUUUACAUUUCACAAUUCUGACCUUUUUUUGUUUCUGCCAUGGAAUUAAAAAAAGUAAUUCUGACUUUUCUUCUCAGAAUUUUGAGUUUAUAUCUCUCAAUUGUAAGUUCACAUCUCACAAUUGUGACAUAUCUUACAGUUAUGACAUUUUUUUGUAAUUGCGAGUUAGCAUCUUACAAUUCCAUCUUCUUAGAGUUUGCGUUUAUCUCACAAUUCUGAGUUUACAUCUCACAAUUGUUUUUUCGCCACAGAAUAAACAAAUAAAAAAGUUAAUCAACUUUUUUUUACAAUUGCGAGUUUUACAUCUUACAAUUUUUCUUCUCAGAAUUUCUAGUUUAUCUCUCACAAUUCUGAGAAAAAAACACAUCUGAAUUAUGAAAUUUAAUAUCAGAAUUGCAAGAAAAAAAAAAAAAAAAAAAAAAAGUGUCAAAAUUGUGAGAUUAAAGAGUCACAAUUAUCUAUCUUAUCCCGUAGAGGAAACAAGCUUCCAUUAAAAAAAAAAAAAAAAAAAACUCAAUUCAAACGGUCUACUAAAGUAAACCCCUCCAAACUUGUAAUAAACCACCAGAAUGACUGCCCAAAAACAGACAUAUAAUUCCAUAAGUCCCCCAUCCAAAAAUAAAAUCCAAAUUGCAGUUUCAUGACUGGAAGGAAAUAAUUAUGCUACUUUUUUCUCAAUUCACCUGCCAUCAGUAGGUGUGGCGAAGCAUUAAUUUUAGAUGCUACACAACUCUGGAGUGGGUCUGCUUGAUAUUUCACUGGCUUGUAUCACACAUCUGAGCAUCUGUUAGAUUUCAACACUUCAACAUCAAGCAUACAGCCAAGACUAACACAGAGCCAAAGCUUAUGGCUUAUAAAUAUUCAACUCUUGCCAAACAAAUCUUGACAUUGAACGGUUGCACGUCUGAGUGUUUGGUUUGGGAUAUUGGUGUUUUGCUAAAAUGUUAAUGCAUCGUGGCAUCAGUGCGCUUGGCGGUGAGGACAAGCUCACAUUCAUCUUCUGAUCAGAGCACUGCGAGUUGCCUUUACUCGCUUCUUUGAUCCUGACAGAAAACUUUUAUCCUAGUGAAAAAAACCUUGUCCAGAAAAUUGAAACAGAAUGAAUAAAUGCAUGCACUUCAUAAUAUAUUUACAAAACAUUCAGGUACUACAUGUUCAAAGCAGUGCCUUUUUCAUGUAUCUUCAUACUUUAUGAAUUCAAAUCAAUGCCUUCACAGGGGAACUGAGUCAUUUUAAUUGGUCUGUUCUCUCUGCUUGUCGUCGUCAUGUCCUGUGGAAAACAUCAAAUGCAUUAUUUUGAUGAAGCUCGACUUCACGACAAUUCAAAUAGUAGACACAUUGUAAUUAACUGCACAUUCACAAAAGGUCAGAACAUUGUGUGAAACUGCUGCGUCAGUCUUUCAAAGACUGUUGUUCUGGCACAUCAGUCUGAGAUGAGUAUCCCGAGGUUUUACUUCAAAAUGAGAUGCAAAAACCUGCCAAUUUGGAGGCAAUUGCAAACUUGAUUCUUAUACUGUCAAUCAAUAUGAGGACCUGAUAUAAAAAAUUUAAUACUUUUUCCUGCAAAUUAAUUUUUAGCUUCUGCAGGUAAGGUAAGGUUCAUGCAAACUAGGCUAUUAUGCUACUGUUGUUUACUAUGAACAAAGCACCAGCUGAAGGAACACAGGAUUUGAUAUUUGUUAAGUCUGAAAUGGCGUACUAUCAUUUUACUCAUACUAUUUAUAAUUUCAUACAUUUAUGAAAUGUUACAAUGCAUGUAUAAUGUUACAAAAGAUUUCUAUUUCAAAUAAAUGCUGUUCUUUUGAACUUUAUUCAUUAAGGAUUCCUGAAAAAAACGCAUCAUGGUUUCUACAAAUAUGUGACCCUGGACCACAAAACCAGUCUUAAGUCGCUGGGGUAUAUUUGUAGCAAUAGCCAAAAAUACAUUGUAUGGGUCAAAAUUAUCCAUUUUUAUUUUAUGCCAAAAAUCAUUAGGAUAUUAAGUAAAGAUCAUGCUCCAUGAAGAUAUUUUGUAAAUUUCUUACCGUAAAUAUCAAAACUUAAUUUUUGAUUAGUAAUAUGCAUUGCUAAGAACUUCAUUUGGACAACUUUAAAGGUGAUUUUCUCAAUAUUUAGAUUUUUUUGCACCCUCAGAUUCCAGAUUUUCAAAUAGUUGUAUCUCGGCCAAAUAUUGUCCGAUCCUAACAAACCAUGCAUCAAGCUUAUUUAUUCAGCUUUCAGAUGAUGUAUGAAUGUCAAUUUCGAAAAACUGACUCUUAAGACUGGUUUUGUGGUCCAGGGUCACAUAUAUUAACUGUUUUCAGCCCUGAUCAUAUCAAGAUACAUUAUUAUUACUACAAUAUUACUAUUUUAUACUUUUUUAUAAUAUUACUAUUUUUACUAUAAAAUAGUAAACUAUAAAAAAAAAAA
Onychostoma macrolepis is the source of this 4402-nucleotide messenger RNA. RefSeq names its product adrenoceptor beta 3b (gene adrb3b). Bases 142 to 1356 code for a protein of 404 amino acids. Gene Ontology annotation, molecular function: norepinephrine binding; epinephrine binding; beta3-adrenergic receptor activity. The transcript is spliced from 3 exons. NCBI's taxonomy places the organism in Eukaryota, Metazoa, Chordata, Actinopteri, Cypriniformes, Cyprinidae. Gene Ontology annotation, biological process: norepinephrine-epinephrine-mediated vasodilation involved in regulation of systemic arterial blood pressure; adenylate cyclase-activating adrenergic receptor signaling pathway. Gene Ontology annotation, cellular component: membrane. The record is from RefSeq and is a predicted model, not a curated record.